Pipistrellus nathusii (Nathusius's pipistrelle) is the source of this 900-nucleotide messenger RNA. NCBI's taxonomy places the organism in Eukaryota, Metazoa, Chordata, Mammalia, Chiroptera, Vespertilionidae. The record is from the annotation of a GenBank genome assembly.
AUGGAUCUCAGCGAGCUGGAGAGAGACAAUACGGGCCGCUGUCGCCUGAACUCGCCUGUGCCCGCAGUGUGCCGCAAGGAGCCGUGCGUCCUGGGCGUCGAUGAAGCGGGCCGGGGCCCGGUGCUGGGCCCCAUGGUUUACGCCAUUUGUUAUUGUCCCAAGUCGCGCCUAGCAGAUCUGGAGGCCUUGAAAGUGGCAGACUCAAAGACCCUGUCGGAGAGCGAGCGGGACAGGCUCUUUGCGAAAAUGGAGGAGGAUGGGGACUUUGUGGGCUGGGCCCUGGAUGUGUUGUCUCCAAAUCUCAUCUCUACCAGCAUGCUUGGGCGGGUCAAGUAUAAUCUGAACUCUCUGUCCCAUGAUACAGCCGCUGGGCUGGUGCAGUAUGCAUUGGACCAGGGUGUCAACGUGGCUCAGGUGUUUGUGGACACGGUGGGAAUGCCAGAGACAUACCAAGAGCGGCUGCAGAAGCGCUUUCCUGGCAUUGAGGUGACAGUCAAGGCCAAGGCAGAUGCUCUCUAUCCCGUGGUCAGCGCUGCCAGCAUCUGUGCCAAGGUGGCCCGAGACCAGGCCGUGAAGAACUGGCAGUUUGUGGAAAAACUACAGGACCUGGACACUGAUUAUGGCUCAGGCUACCCCAAUGAUCCCAAGACGAAAGCGUGGUUGAGGAAGAACGUGGAGCCCGUGUUUGGCUUUCCCCAGUUUGUCCGGUUCAGUUGGCGCACGGCCCAGAGCAUACUGGAGAAGGAGGCGGAAGGUGUUCUGUGGGAGGACUUGCCAACAGAGGAUCAGGAAGGACAAGGGAGGAUUACAUCCUAUUUCAAUGAAAAGCCAGGAGACCGCCCCCCCCUCCCCCACCGGUACUUCCAGGAACGCGGCCUAGAGUCAGCCACCUCUCUCUAA